Molecule: messenger RNA, 7250 nt
Organism: Chara braunii
Lineage: Eukaryota; Viridiplantae; Streptophyta; Charophyceae; Charales; Characeae
Source: the annotation of a GenBank genome assembly
CCAAGGCCUAUCAGGCCCGGAUGCUGGCUUUGAUUACCGAAGCCAAGAGACGGGCGGAUGAGGUAGCAGCCGCAGAGAAGAAGGCAGAGGAUGUCGAGAAGGCACGUCUGUUGGCAAUCAAACAGCAGUGCCAACAAGACGAGGCAACUGCAAAGGCUGCCGAUGAAGAACGAAAUCAACGACGCGAGAAAAUAUUCAACGGAGAGCGAGCUUUGCUCACAAUGGCAGCGGACUGGCGAGCCGAGGCCGAGAAUGGUAAGAUGUGGUAAGAUGGAAGAGGGUGAAAGCAAGAUCGCUCUACUCCUCUCCCAUUUCACGGAUCUCCUGGCAACGUGCAUCGCACAGCAGGAGGACAUCCACAACCUCUACGACGCGGUUCAAAUGCACAACGAGGCGUUUCAUCAAGUCAACAGCCGCCUCCGGCAGCUGGAGCAACGACCCGUCGCCGCCCCCGCUGCCAUCUCCUCCAACACCUCCGAUCGCCUCAAUGCAUUGGACAUCAACGUCGGAACCCUCAAGGACGAAGCGCGGCUACAGCAAACCGCCACGCAACAACUAGAGCAGCGAGUCUGUGCUGCCGCCGCCACACCGAGUUCGGCACCGCGCGAGAUGACUCCAAAGUUCAAUGGUCAGGAGAUCUUCUGCGAUUCGACGAAGACGGACCCGAUUCCGUGGUUCCGCAAGUUCAAGCUCAAGUUGCAGCUACACCACGUCAGCGAGGACAAGCAUCACGCGUACUUAUACUCCCGGUUGGGGGGCGCGUGCCAAGCAUGGUUGGACAAUCUCUUGUCCAAGUACGGGGCAGUAGCUGCCGAGUUGCACACCAAGAUCAGCUGGGAUGAUCUAAAGGCGGCGUGGCAUAAGCGGUUCCAAGUAGAGCCGUCGGAGAUCAAGGCAAUGGACAAAUCGCUGACGGUCGAACAAGGCACGCUGCCAAACAUUCAGAUGGGCUUCAAGGUCGUCAAACACUACUUCAUCACGAGGUCGUGUCCGGCGUUGGGCAACGCCUUGACUCACGUCGAGGACACCCCGACGACAACGGCGGAGCUUUUUGACAAGGCCGCACAGAUCAUUGUCACGAACAAGAAGGCAAAGAACCUCAACCAUUCAUCUGCGACAGGCCCGAGCAGAGAUCAGCAUCGGCCGAAAGUGGCUGUGGUCGUGGCCGCGGCAACCGACCCUUCACGCUCGAAGCCGGUUGGGAUGGUGGCCGCCUCGGCAAAGGCCGAGGACGGGGCAAGACGAAGACAAGCACCGCAUCUAUCCUCGGGCCCAGCAUAUUCAACGGAGAGCGAGCUUUGCUCGCAAUGGCAGCGGACUGUUGAGCCGAGGCUGAGAUUGGUAAGAUGGAAGACCGUGAAAGCAAGAUCGCUCUACUCCUUUCCCAUUUCACGGAUCUGCGGGCAACGUGCAUCGCACAGCAGGAGGACAUCCACAACCUCUAUGACGCGGUUCAGAUGCACAACGAGGCGUUUGAUCAAGUCAACAGCCGCCUCCGGCAGCUGGAGCAACGACCCAUCGCCGCCCCUGAUGCCGUCUCCUCCAACACCUUCGAUCGCCUCAAUGCAUUGGAGAUCGACGUCGGAACCCUCAAGGACGAAGCGCAGCUAUAGCAAACCGCCACACAACAACUGGAGCAGCGAGUCUGUGCUGCCGCUUCCACAUGGAGUUCGGCACCAAGCAAGACGACUCGAAAGUUCGAUGGUUAGGAGAUCUUCUGCGAAGACGGACCCGAUUUCGUGGUUCCGCAAGUUCGAGCGCAAGUUGCAGCUACACCACGUUAGCAAGGACACGCAUCACGCGUACUUAUACUCCUCGUCGGGGGGUGCGUGCCAAGCAUGGUUGGACAAUCUCUUGUCCAAGUACGGGGUGGUAGCUGCCGAGUUGCACACCAAGAUCAGCUGGGAUGAUCUAAAGGCGGCGAAGCAUAAGCAGUUUCAAGUAGAGUCGUCGGAGAUCAAGGCAAUGGACAAAUUUGGGUUGCCCGUCGAAAGGCAAGGACAAGUCGGGAAACUGAGCACCGCCUGGAGUGAAUCGACGACACUCUCGACACCUUCGGAACUGGUCGCUUCGUGGGUGACCGCCCUUCGUUCCGAGGCACAUGUGGAAGUCGAUAGUCCUCUUCUAUAUUUUUAUGAGGACUAUGCUGCCCGGCUCGUUCCUACGCUAGGUACUCAUGCUCAAGGACAAGACGUGUGUGCGGCAUCUUCUCCGUCUGGUAGCGGCGACUUAUCGUCUUCAAGUGGUUCUUCAUGGGAUUCGGCGCGCGAGUUCAACAUAGAGGUCUUGGACCCACUCACGUCAGAGGAUUUCGCAUGGCUUCCUCUACCUACCACGGGCCGCUUGUCGGGACCGCAAUGUGCAGCAUUAUGCGCUCAUCUUCACGAGUAUCUAUCCUUCUGUGCACCACCAACUUCGUUGACGGAUGGGGAAGCUGCGGUGGGGGACAUCCUUGCGUAUGUUACGAAGGUGGCCCGCGAGUUUCGCAAGCAGCGGUACGAUGACAACAACGCACCGCUCCUCUAUGUCCGCAUCCAAGUUGGGCAAGCGUCCUGCAGCGCUUUGCUCGAUAGUGGCGCAACUCGCAAUUUCAUGAGCCAAGCUCCAGGCCUUGGCGCACAACUCUACCCCAGUGGGGGCCUUGCAGAUGCAGCGCCGACCAAGGUGAUGAAGAUGGCGUCCACCAUAGCCAGUCCAUCAGUGGGACAGGGGAUUGUAUGUAUAUUGCUUGAUUGUUCUACCCCUGUUCCCACUCUCCCUACCCACUCUCCCUACCCCCCGUGUUCUGUGAUUACCGGGACUUCUCAAGUACCGCAUCGGUUCAGACUGAUGUCGACGGAACAGGACCCUGGGGCAUUGCCACGACGCAGUGCCAGAAUCGCAGUUCGUGCCCGCCCUGCAGUACCUCCAAGACCGAAGAAACUCAACAGGCGGACGACUCCAGCARCAUCAAGUACGGCAUUGACGGUACAAGACGCCACCGGAGAUCAUCCCGCAUACCCAGUCCGAGGAGCCAAUGAGCCAGCGGCUGAUUAUCGUGGGCGGCUACUGGCAUUUACGGAAGCCGUAGCUGCCGUCGAGGCCCGGAAGGAGACAGCAGAGGCAGAACGUCAGCGACUAGCCAAUGAAGCGGCAGCCGAAGCUCAGCGAACGACUGAGACUGACGCAGCGACACGAGACAGACGGAAUGCCAGCAGCACGGAGUCCUUGAUUGCUUGUGAGCAUCAGUGGACGACGAUACUCCAAGACAUGAUCUUUGUGCCUACGGAAGCGCAGGCAGACCCGACACCGGCGGAGGYAGAGAGAAGUAACCUGGCUAACUUGUUGCUGGGCAUUAUGAGAGGUAUUAUGUGGAAUAAUACACUGUUGCAUUCACAUCCGCGCACGGACGCGACGCAGCGACAAACAUACAAGAAAGAUAUGACUACGUUAACAACUGCUAUCCGCACAGAGGCAACGCAGCAGCAGCAACAACAUCAGCUGUUGAAUUCCACCAUCACACGCGUCAACAGCAUAGAGGCUAACGCCUCAGCAGCGCCAGGCUGCACGACAGACGUGACGAAGCAACUCAACGAGCGCAUCGAUCACGUCGUCACCAUCAUCGGCGACAUAAGUACGUUCACUGGACCAGACUCGAUCAGCAGCACGACGAGACCGGAAGCCGCUACAAAGACGUUCAAGAUGCCGCACUUCGACAUCAGCAAGUUCGACGAUUACAACAAGUCGGACGCCUUGUCAUGGUGGCAACGCUUCCUCACGGAAGCAUCAUGCCGCAUGGUCCCGGCGGACGACAUGUUGAAGGCACUGUAUCUGCAGCGGAUUGGAGGAGCGCAGGGAUGGAUGAACCACCUAGCGGCUACACACAAGUGCACUAUCGCCGAACUCCACACGCACAUUACGUGGAAGGAGUUCGAGCAGCUAUGGUUCACCCGGUUCAUGGUCCGCAACGUCGUGAAGGCGGCCAUGAAUGAGGUGUACACAUGCUCUCAAGGGAACAUGCCAACUCGAGACUGGACAACGAAGUGGCAAAAGAUAGUGACCACAGCAGGUUUCUACUUGACGUUUCCAAAUCAACGAUCCGAGUUCUUCUCGCGAUCGUGCGCGGGAUUGCGGUCGGCACUCGGUAAUGAGUACGACUAUACCACAUUCCAGGGCAUUCUGGAUCGAGCGAACUUGGUCAUCCAAACGGACGACAAGGCCGCUAACGAGAGACGAUCCCAGCCGCACUAUGUGGCUAAGCAGACCUAUCAACGUCCGACACAUAACAAUGCCGUGUUUUCUGAGGAAAUCGACGACCACCACGCUGCAGCAGCAUCCUCGAGUGAUGGAGGAAUUGUCGCAGCGCUCCCGCCAAAGCAUCCGAAGAGAGUUCGCAAGAACAAGGCGAGACAAGGGACAGCGGCGACGGGAGCUGGGCAGCAGCCAUGGACGGCUUAUAAGAUCACCAAGGAGGUCUAUGACCUUCGUCAAAAGUAUGCAUACUGCCUAUGGUGCAACAUUUGCCACCGUAACAAGGGUCGAUCUCRAGUCCCCUUCGGCGAACUGAAACCGUUGGCGAUUCCUCGGACACCACGCCUCUCCAUUGCUAUGGACGUGACAGGCCCGUUUCCCCGCGAUCGCCACGGCCAUGACGGUAUUCUCACGGUCGUUGACCGUUUGAGCAAGUAUGCUCGCUUUCUUCCUUGCAAGUAUCAUGCUGCAGCGCCUGAGUUCGCACGACUCUUGCAGACCGGUUGGAUUACCAACCAAGGUGUUCCGGAAGACAUAGUGAGCGACCGAGACACUCGCUUCAUGUCAGCCUUUUGGACUUCUCUCAUGACGGAGUCCGGCACGACAAUGAAGCCGAGCUCGGCUCGGCACCCGCAGACAGAUGGUCAGAUGGAGCGAGCGCACCAGACCGCUCAGAUGAUGUUGCGUACGCUCAUCCGUCCCGACCAGAAAGAUUGGGUUGACCGGCUUCGUGACAUCGAGUUCGCCUACAACACUUCGGUGCACCCGGCGAUCUGCGUCACACCAUUCGAGCUACAUCAUGGUGGAGAGAGAGCACGGAUCUUCGCUGAUCUCCUUUUGCCACAGGCUGCCGACAUAGACGUCCCUUGCUCUCCCGCUUCUGUCAGGAAGUAUCGGGACUUGUUGAUCAAAGCCCGUGCGAAUAUGCAAAAGGCUYAGGUCCGCAUGCAGCAGCAAGCUAACCGACGUCGACUUCCAUGUCCUUUCCGCGAGGGAGACCUUGUUUGGGUCCUCUCCGAGGAAUUUGCGCUCGAGCAGGAUGUUUCGCGCAAACUCCUUCCGAAAUGGUUUGGACCAUGGGAAGUCACUUCUGCCGUUGGAGACGACCCCGCCGGUCCUUCCUUCGUGAUCAACAUUCCACCGCACCUAACAGUGCAUCGGGUCUUCCAUGCAUCGAAGUUGGCCUUCUUCAUGCCACCUCCAGCUGACGAAUUCCCCGGACGUCGAUCACAGGAUCCGCCUUCUAUGGACGGACAUCAGGAAGUUGACCGAGUCAUCACGCACCGCAAGUAUGGCAACAAGCCAAGGCAGUACAAGGUCACAUUCGAGCAAUGUGCGCCUGAUGACACUCGGUGGAUCUCCAGUGAAGAUUUGCAGACUUCUGCACCCCUCAUCUUCGCAGACUAUGAGAAGCGACGCCUUGCUAAGGACGCAGCUCGUCCCGCCCUACCCACCCCGAAGCCAGGGGAAACAAACGAGGCCUAUCAAACCCGGAUGUUGGACUUGAUUACCGAGGCCAAGCAAAUGUCGGACGCGGCAGAAGCCGCAGCAAAGAAGAAGGCAGAAGACGCCGAGAAAGCGCGUCUGCUGGUGAUCGAGCAAAAACGUCAGCAGGAGGAGGCAGCAGCAAAGGCUGCUGAUGAAGAACGAGGUCAACGACGCGAGAAGAUAUUCAACGGAGAGCGAGCCUUGCUCACAAUGGCAGCGGACUGGUGGGCCGAGUCCGAGAAUGGUAACAUGGAAGAGAGUGGAAGCAAGAUCGCUCUACUCCUCUCCCGUUUUAGGGAUCUCCUGGCAACGUGCAUUGCACAGCAGGCGGACAUCCACAGCCUCGAUGACGUGGUUCAGACGCACAAACGGGCGUUUGACCAAGUCAACAGCCGCCUCCAGCAGCUGGAACAAACCGUCGCUGCCCUCGUUCCCAGCUAUUCCAACACAUCCAAUCGCCUCGAUGCAUUGGAGAUUGACGUUGGAGCCGUCAAGGACGGCGUGAAGUUACAGCAAACUGCAACGCAACAGUUGGAGCAGCGGAUCUGUAUUGUCGCCGCUCACUCUAGAUCGGAACUGCGCGAGACAACUCCAAAGUUCGAUGGUCAGGAGAUCUUCUGCGACUCGAUAAAGACGGACCCGAUUCCGUGGUUUCGCAAGUUCGAGCUCAAGUUGCAGCUACACCACGUCAGCGAGGAGAAGUAUCACGCAUACUUAUACUCCCGGUCGGGGGGCACGUGCCAAGCGUGGUUGGACAACCUUUUGUCCAAUUACAGGGUGGUAGCCGCCGACUUGUACACCAAGAUCAGUUGGGAUGAUCUAAAGGCGGCGUGGCAUAAGCGGUUCCAAGUAAAACCGUCGGAGAUCAAGGCAAUGGAUAAAUUGAUGACCUUCAAACAAGGCAUGCUGCCGAGUACUGACUGGAUUAGCGAGUACCAACGCUUGACAUCCGUCCCAGACAUUCAGAUGGGCUUCAAGGCCAUCAAACACGACUUCAUCACGAGGUCGUGUCCCGCGUUAGGGAAUGCCUUGAGUCACAUCGAGGAGACCUUGACGACAACGGCGGAGCUCUUCGACAAGGCCGCACAGAUCAUUAUCACGAACAAGAAGGCCAAGAACCUCAACCGUUCGUCUGCGACACGCUCGAGCAGAGAUCAGUAUCAGCCGAAAGUGGUCGUGGUCGCGGCGGCAACGCCACCCGACCCUUCAAGCGAGGCCGUGUCUGCCAAUGAAGGGGACAAACUUGCAGCCGCCCGGGAUGGUGGCCGCCCCGGCAAAGGCCGAGGACGCGGGAAGACGAAGACAAACACUGCAUCGAUCCCCGGGCCCGGCGUAGCAGCUCAAGCCCCAUGGGCCCACUACAAUCUCUCGGAAUAUGCGUACAAGCUACGCACGAGAUUCUGCUAUUGUUUGUGGUGCAACAGUGGUUGCCAUGACACAGUGGGCUGCCCUUUGAAAGGCAAGGGCAAACAGUCGGGAAACUAAGCACCGCCGGGAGUGAGUCGACGACACUCUCGAUGCCUUCGGAACCG